GCCCGCGGCCGGAACAGGUCAUGGACGCGCCGCGCAGCCGGCUGGAGCCGCCCCCGCUCCCGGAGUACAGCUGCAGCUACGUGGUGUCGCGGCCGGUGUUCAGCGAGCUCGCCUUCCAGCAGCAGCACGAGCGGCGCCUGCAGGAGCGCAAGACGCUGCGGGAGAGCCUGGCCCGCGGCUGCAGUUGUUCAAGGAAGAGAGGCCUUGGUGUGCUGAAGACUCUCCUGCCCAUCUUGGACUGGCUCCCCAAAUACCGAAUCAAGGAAUGGCUGCUUAGCGACAUCAUCUCGGGAGUUAGUACUGGGCUAGUGGGCACGCUGCAAGGCAUGGCGUACGCUCUGCUAGCCGCGGUUCCUGUUGGAUAUGGUCUCUACUCUGCUUUCUUCCCCAUCCUGACAUAUUUUAUCUUCGGAACAUCAAGACACAUCUCAGUUGGGCCAUUCCCAGUGGUCAGUUUAAUGGUGGGAUCUGUCGUACUGAGCAUGGCCCCGGAUGAACACUUCCACACAUCCAGCGGUAAUGGCACUGCAUUCAAUGCCACCGUGAUAGACUACGCGGCUAGAGACGCAGCAAGAGUUUUGAUUGCGAGCACCCUUACUCUUUUGGUUGGAAUCAUCCAGUUGAUAUUUGGAGGUUUGCAGAUUGGAUUCAUAGUGAGGUACUUGGCAGAUCCUUUGGUUGGCGGAUUCACAACAGCUGCUGCCUUCCAAGUGCUGGUCUCACAGCUGAAAAUCGUUCUCAACGUUUCAACCAAAAACUAUAAUGGAGUUCUCUCCAUCAUCUAUACUCUGAUUGAGAUUUUUCAAAAUGUUGGCAACACCAAUCUUGCUGAUUUCAUUGCUGGAUUACUUACCAUUAUCAUCUGUAUGGCAGUUAAGGAAGUGAAUGAUCGAUUUAAGCACAAAAUUCCAGUCCCUAUUCCUAUAGAAGUAAUUGUGACAAUAAUUGCUACUGCCAUUUCAUAUGCAGCCAACCUGGAAAAAAACUACAAUGCUGGCAUUGUUAAAUCCAUCCCGAGGGGGUUUUUGCCUCCUGUACUUCCACCUGUGAGCCUGUUUUCUGAGAUGCUGGCUGCCUCAUUUUCCAUCGCCGUGGUGGCUUAUGCUAUUGCAGUGUCUGUCGGAAAAGUUUAUGCCAUCAAGUAUGAUUACGCCAUCGAUGGGAACCAGGAGUUCAUUGCCUUUGGGAUCAGCAACAUCUUCUCCGGAUUCUUCUCGUGUUUCGUGGCCACCACUGCCCUGUCCCGCACUGCCGUCCAGGAGAGUACUGGGGGGAAGACUCAGAUUGCUGGCAUCAUCUCGGCAGGGAUUGUGAUGAUCGCCAUUGUCGCCCUGGGGAAGCUGCUGGAACCUUUGCAAAAGUCAGUCUUGGCCGCUGUUGUCAUCGCCAACCUGAAAGGGAUGUUUAUGCAGGUGUGUGACAUUCCUCGUCUGUGGAGACAGAAUAAGAUCGAUGCUGUUAUCUGGGUGUUUACGUGCAUAGCAUCCAUCAUUCUGGGGCUGGACCUUGGUUUAUUAGCUGGUCUCAUGUUUGGAUUGCUCACUGUGGUCCUGAGAGUUCAAUUUCCUUCAUGGAACGGCCUUGGAAGCAUUCCUAGCACAGACAUUUACAAAAGUACCACAAAUUACAAAAAUAUUGAAGAACUUGAAGGAGUGAAGAUUCUUAGAUUUUCUAGUCCUAUUUUUUAUGGCAACGUUGAUGGUUUUAAAAAAUGUAUCAAGUCCACAGUUGGAUUUGAUGCCAUUCGAGUAUAUAAUAAGAGGCUGAAAGCACUGAGGAAAAUACAGAAACUCAUCAAAAAAGGACAGUUAAGAGCAACAAAGAAUGGCAUUAUAAGGGAUGCUGGUUCAUCCAACGAUGCCUUUGAACCUGAUGAAGAUACUGAAGAUCCAGAAGACCCUGAUGUCCCAACCAAGGAAAUAGAGAUUCGAGUGGAUUGGAACUCCGAGCUUCCAGUCAAAAUGAAUGUCCCCAAAGUGCCGAUCCAUAGCCUCGUGCUUGAUUGCGGAGCUGUGUCUUUCCUGGAUGUCGUUGGAGUGAGAUCACUGCGAAUGAUUGUCAAAGAAUUUCAGAGAAUUGAUGUAAAUGUGUACUUUGCAUCACUUCAAGAUCAUGUGAUAGAAAAACUGGAGAAAUGUGGUUUCUUUAAUGAUAACAUUAGAAAGGACAUAUUCUUUUUGACCGUCCAUGAUGCUGUCCUCCAUCUACAGAACCAGGUUAAAUCUCGAGAAGUUCAAGAUUCCAUUUUAGAAACGAUUACUCUCAUCCAAGACUGUAAGGAUCCUCUUGAAUUAAUGGAAGCAGAGCUGAUUGAAGAAGAACUAGAUGUCCAGGAUGAGGCUAUGCGUAGUCUUGCUUCCUGAAAGUGGGCUCAGGAGGUUACUCUAAGCAAGGACUGAAAGGCAAGAUUUACCCACCGGUAGACUUCUAUGCAAACAUUUUCUGCAUUGACUAUUUCUUUGGACUUGAAACACUCAUUCUCUUUCCAUUUGAUUUUUUAAAAUCUUUGAUUUUUUUUUAACCUCUUAGCCAAUGAAAGAGAACCAGUAAGAUUUUUUUUUAAGGCUUUAUUUAUAAAAUAAAUAGCUUACCUCUAAAAUGUGCAAAAUGGUGAGGAGAAUUAUCCAGGUGAUUUAGCAAUGUCCAGGAUCUGCUGAUGUUAAGCUGCUGUUCCUCCACAACAGGUUUGCUAACAGUGUUCUCGUGGGUACUGCUGUACCUCUGUUUAGUUGGGUAAAUGUGCCCCAAACAGUCUCUGUGGGCAGGUGGACCAGGAAGGACUAUCAUAAAGAAAAAAUCCAUUUCUAACUGACUUUCGUCGCCAUCAGCUGCACUGGCCACGGUGUAGGGUCACACUGAAUAAAUGCAGAAAUUUAAUUAUUAAUGCAUUUAUCCAUAAAAGUCUUAUCACAUUUAGUAAAUACAUCAAUGAAGUUUUUAAAAUGCAAACUUAGUAGUUAAUAGUCAAUGUUAUUAUAUGUGACCAGAUAUGUAGCCAGAGUUAAAAAAAAAAAGGGGGGGGGUUCACUUAAAAACUACAGAACCAGACUGAUCUAUUUUAGAAACACUGAUUCAGAGAAGCGAAGCAAUAAGAUUAUUGUGGUGUGCAGAAAUCCUUUUUUGAUGAUGAUUGUCAUGGAUCACAAUUAAGAUCAAAUAAAAUAUAUGACAGACUCUAGAUUAAAGAUGCAGCUUUUAUUUAUCUUAGUUUAUAGAAAUGAUCAUCAUGUACAGGUCUAUAGACGUAUGGUCUAUUUAAAAUCUAAUGCAAAAAUUGUGUUAUUUUGAACAAAAAACCAAUUUUGAUAUAAGACUUAGUCUAUAUUUUUCUCUAAAACUUUAGCAGUGUAUGAAAUAUAUGAUCUUUAACAGAAUUCUGACCACCUUUCCAAAAAAAAAAAUCUAAAAAAUGGAUAUCCUAUAUAUAAAUCUAUAUUUAAAAUGAGUUUUUUUAGACAGAGCAUUCUAAAUGAACUUCAAAAAAAUGGGUUUGGAAUAUAUACAUUGAAAAUACUUAGGUUUUUAAAAAUCCAUAUUUUAAACCAGAACCUUUUAUAUUUUUUUAUUUUUACUUAAUCUUUUUUGAGUGCCAAUGAUUUUCUAGGUAUUAUAUAUAAAUAUAGACUUUAGUCCCGAGGACUAUUCCCACAUAAUUCACACCGGAGUGAAUGAAAUUGUACUUAAUUUCUAGGGAAAAAAAUACUCAGGUCCCCAAGUAAGACACUGUUUUGCCCGCUUGAGAUUUAUUUUGUACCUUUGGCACAAAUGUGUGAAAUUCCCAGAUGUGUUUGGCUAUCUAAAGGCAGCAUGUCUUAUCCUUGUGUUUCUUCUUAAAUACAAUCAGAAGUAAGUUAUCCACUUCUGAAGGAUUACUAUCAGUGGUCAUAUCAAACUGGUUAACUAAAAGUAUCACCCAAGUCUUUCUACAUAUUGAAAUUUGAGUGAGCUGCAAUGGAUUGCAAUGUUACAAUAUUCUUUCAUUUAUGGGUUGUACUGUCCUUCGCUGAUAUAGAACAGAUGUGACCCCUGUUGGGAACAGCCUAACCAGGAUUAUAAUAUCCCAUUUCCACAUCAAUACCUGCCUCUAAUAGCAACAAAUCUUCUAAGGGUGAACAUAACAGUCUUGCAGAAAAUGGAUGAAUACCUCUGUUUAAUAGAGGAAAUAUGCACUGCCCUUUUAUUAGUUAAAGGAAAUACCAAAGUUCCAUUUUACAAUAAGGCUAGAGUUUUGUAAAAUCUUGGGUCCACUUGUGACUAUUAUAAGACCAGAGUCUAUCUGACUUGAUCCCAAGCUCACUCUAGGAAUACGGUCUUCUCUGUGCAUUUUGUGAAUAGUAACCAUACUUUUAAAUCUGUAUUGUCAAUGAAAAUUUUACUUGAAAUUGAAGUGAGGUUGUCUUUUGUUAUGUUUUUAACCUAUAGGAUAAGAUUCAGUGUUGUAUAUGAAUUUCAGUAACAAUAAAAUCAAAUCAUGUACAUCGGAAAUAUUUGCACAUAUUUUUAUUAAAUGUAAAGUUGCCUUUCAUACUACUUGGAUGUGUCCUUCCUGAACAAAAUUAUUAAAUGUACUAAAAAUGCUACAUUUUAAGUUUGCCAUUACUCUCAACAGCCAUGAUUUUGAUGUAUUCUUUAUAGCUCCACUUUUAUUUGUACGCAAAUGUCUUUUUGUAAAGACUUUUCAUGCAAUAAACGUUGCAAAAAAGCUCA
Molecule: messenger RNA, 4707 nt
Organism: Canis lupus familiaris (dog)
Lineage: Eukaryota; Metazoa; Chordata; Mammalia; Carnivora; Canidae
Gene: SLC26A4
Product: solute carrier family 26 member 4
Exons: 21
Coding region: 21-2363 (780 amino acids)
Biological process (GO): transmembrane transport
Cellular component (GO): membrane
Molecular function (GO): oxalate transmembrane transporter activity; secondary active sulfate transmembrane transporter activity; chloride transmembrane transporter activity
Source: RefSeq, a predicted model, not a curated record